CCAGGACCAACUACUUUAAUGGCGAGGACAUGUUAUCCUGCUGCAUUGGGAACGUCCAUGUGGCUGCCUUAAAUGUGCUACCACGUCCGCAACUGCAUCUUCUUGGCUCAUCAAACCACUUCUCAUUUUCUUCGAAUUCAAAGCUUCCGCAAGCCAACCGUCGUCUCUCCACCAUUUCAGACAAGGGGAAGAUUGAUUCUCCUUUUUUAUAGUUGGAAAUAUCAGGAAUACAGCACAUUGUGCUUUAAUCUUCAUAUUUAUGCUUAGUUUAUCUUACCGAGCCUAGGAAAAAUGAUCCUUUUGGUUAUUGAAAUGCCCCGGAGAUCUAAACCAUUCACAAAAGGAGCCAUUUUCUUCUACUUUCUCUCACCGAUUUUAAAUACUCAGGCUCAACUGCUCCAUGACCACUGAAGGGCUUACCAGGAAAAAAAACCAGAAACCCUUCUGCCAUGUCGCGUUUUCUCCGGGCUCUUGUGAUUGUGCUUUCUUGUGUUUGGCUGCCCCCAAUUACCGAGCAGUACACAUCAUCUCAAACACAGGUUCUGCAGCAGCUAAGGAAACAGCUAGAGUUCCCCAAACAGCUGGAAGCUUGGAACUAUACGCAAAACAUCUGUUACCUUCCCACAACUCCUGUUCUAACUGUGAUCUGUGUAGGCAACUCGGUGACUGAGCUCAAGAUUGUGGGUGAUAAGCUUGCCAAGCCUGAUAAGUUCAAUGGCUAUUCUGUUUGGGGUAAAACUCUAUCACCCGCCUUCUCUGUUGAUUCCUUUUUCACUACUCUGACGAGGUUGCCUAGCUUGAAAGUUGUUAUUUUGAUUUCGUUGGGGAUAUGGGGUCCUCUCCCUGAUAAAAUUCAUAGGCUCUCUCUGCUUGAAGUGCUUGAUCUUAGUUCAAAUUUUUUCUAUGGAACAAUUCCUCCUAAGAUAUCUUCUAUGACAAUGCUACAGACAUUGGCAUUGGAUGGAAACUACUUCAAUGAAACUAUUCCUGACUGGUUUGAUUUGCUCUCAAAUCUUACAAAUUUGAGCUUGCAGCACAAUAGAAUUAAGGGGCCAUUGCCUUUGUCUAUUGGAAGGCUUCAUACCCUUACUGGUAUUUCUUUGUCAUAUAAUAGCAUAUCAGGUAAAAUACCUGAUUUGAGUGGGUUGCUUCGGUUGGAAGUAAUGGAUAUGGGAGACAAUGAGUUGGAUUCUGAACUUCCACACAUGCCUAAAAUGCUCGUCACGAUGUUACUUGGUAAGAAUAAAUUGACUGGAGAGAUUCCCGGGCAGCUCAGUGAGUUAACUAAGCUUCAACACCUUGAUUUGUCGUUCAACUUGCUCGAAGGGACUCCGCCGCCAUCACUCUUUGCAUUGCCUAACAUCAGCUAUGUAAAUAUAGCAUCUAACAAGCUCACUGGUUCUCUUCCAGUCAGUUUAACAUGUGGAAGCCAACUUGGAUUUGUUGAUAUUUCUACAAAUUUGUUUAUGGGAAGAUUGCCUUCUUGUUUGAGCUCUAACUCAAAUAACAGAGUUGUUAAGGUUGAUGGAAAUUGUUUGAUAGUAGAUUCUCUGCAUCAGCAUGAAGCUUCAUACUGUAAAACUCAUACCAAGAGGAAGUUUUCGAAGAUCAAGAGUUUGGUUUUACUGGUUGCUGUCAUUGGAGGGGUUGCUUUCAUUGCGCUUCUGUUGCUUUUCUUUCUGUGCUACUGUAGAAGAAAGCAAGCAGGAGCUGUUUCGGAACAGAGUUUAUUGCCUAAGCCUGGUUUGGAUAAUUCAGCUUCAGGGUUGUCUUCUGAGCUUCUUACGAAUGCUAGAUUUGUUUCUCAGGCUAUGAAGUUUGGCCCCCAAGUGCUACCUACUUAUAGAGCAUUCUCCUUGGAGCAUUUAAAAGAAGCAACCAAGAAUUUUGAAAGUUCAUCAUAUAUAGGCGAGGGAACUGCGGGGAAGCUUUAUAAGGGGAGGCUAGAAAAUGGAAUUUUUGUCGCUAUAAGAUGUUUGGUAUUAUCUCGAAAACAUUCAAUAAGGAACUUGAAGCUAAGGUUGGACCUACUUUCAAAACUUCGCCAUCCACAUUUGGUUUGCCUCUUAGGACAUUGCAUUGAUUGUGCGGCGGAUGAUUCUAGUGUUGAUAGGGUCUUUCUUGUUUAUGAAUAUGUACAAAAUGGGAAUUUUCGCUCCCACUUAUCUGAGCGCGAUAUGGAGAAAGUUCUGAAGUGGCAUGAAAGAUUGGGAGUUCUCAUCGGCAUAGCUAAGGCGGUCCACUUCCUGCACACUGGAGUUAUUCCUGGUUUCUACAGUAAUCAACUGAAAUCUCAUAACAUUUUAUUAGAUGAAUAUCUUGCAGCAAAAGUGAGCGACUAUGGCUUGACGAUCAUUACAGAAGAAAUUCACAAAACUGAGGCUAGGGCUGAAGGGCAGAGAGCCAUCCAAAGCAAAUACAUAGCAUCGGAAGGAUUACACUUGGAGGAUGACGUUUAUUCUUUUGGCUUAAUCUUACUUGAAGCACUUCUUGGACUACGAAGAUCUGAAAAAGGGGGAGCAUUUCUUCCAUAUGAAAUGGCUAUGUCAUUCAGUAGUCAGGAGGAGCAAAAGCGAAUCAUCGAUCCCAUAGUCAUCGGAACUUCUUCGCAGGAAUCCUUGUCGACUGUGGUUUCUCUAACAAGCAAGUGCUUGUCUCUCGAAACUUCAUCACGACCUUCCAUUGAGGAUGUUCUCUGGAACUUGCAGUAUGCCGCACAGAUCCAGGCGACAGCUGAUCGCGAUCAGAGGUCAGAUGUUGGAUCACAAACUUCUACAUGUGGGUAGAGAAGAGAAUCUAAUCAUCACAUUUCACCAUGCCCGCUGCUGAAUUGAAUGUGGGGGUCAAUGGAAUUCACUUUUAAAGGCUCUGAUAAGGGCAGUUUUUUGGAGGCAUUGUGUGAUGUAUUUUUUUUCUUCAACAGAUCACUGAUGAGAUUGUAGAUAAAUGGAGUUGUAUGCUUGUUUGGAAUUUUGGGCUUCAAGUUAAGCUGGCUUCUGUGUAAAAUGUUUGAACACCUAUUAUGCUGUCAUAGAUUUCUAACAUGUCUUGAUAUUUUGAGUAUGAG
This is a messenger RNA of Phalaenopsis equestris, 3067 nucleotides long. RefSeq names its product probable inactive leucine-rich repeat receptor-like protein kinase At3g03770. Gene Ontology annotation, biological process: protein phosphorylation. Gene Ontology annotation, molecular function: ATP binding; protein binding; protein kinase activity. Bases 450 to 2786 code for a protein of 778 amino acids. Lineage: Eukaryota; Viridiplantae; Streptophyta; Magnoliopsida; Asparagales; Orchidaceae. The transcript has 8 exons. The record is from RefSeq and is a predicted model, not a curated record.